UCUAUAAGUCGAAAGUCAAGAAAAAUGAGUAAAGAAAACAGCCAAGAAAAAGUAAAAAUUCGAGGUCUGCUCACUUCCCGUAUCGAAAAAAAACCCAGCAUGGAUAUUCCUGCCUAUGGAUUUUUUAGUUUGGAAGGAGAGAUGAAGACGGAUAUUCCCGUAGUUUUUCGGAUUAGAGACCAAGAAGGGCAAUGA
Racocetra persica is the source of this 195-nucleotide messenger RNA. The record is from the annotation of a GenBank genome assembly. Lineage: Eukaryota; Fungi; Glomeromycota; Glomeromycetes; Diversisporales; Gigasporaceae.